AUGGAAAUAGCAUCGACUAUCAUCAUCAACAUCAGUAUCCAGUCCAGAAGCCAAAAUAUAUCAGAUGAUAAAACAUCACCAGUGUCUUCCAUACUAGUCAUGGAUGCAGAGAUGCGCAACCGCACUGUGCUUGCUUCCUGUUUGAUGUUCUCAGCUGGCGUAGUAGGCAACGUGCUAGCCCUAGUUUUAAUGGCCACGUCGCCUCAGGAACAAAGGAAGACAAUGUUUUACAAGUUGAUGGCCGGUUUAGCCUUCACAGAUCUUGUGGGCACCUGCGCAACUUCCCCUGUUGUUAUCACAAUCUACGUUACCAGCAAAAAACUGGACACAGAUAUGCCACUGUGCAAUUAUUUUUCUUUUAUGAUGAUAUUCGCUGGAUUUGCCACGAUGUCCUUAGUCUGCGCAAUGGCUAUAGAGAGAUACAUUUGCUUGUGUCAUCCUUACGCAUAUCAUUGCAGACUGUCGAAAUCCUACGCUAAAUACGCAUUUAUAGUCAGCUGGUUGCUGUCUGUUUUAAUAGCAACACUGCCCCUUAUGGGCCUUGGUCACAACACAGUUCAGUUUCCCAGGACCUGGUGCUUCUUUAACUCAACGAGCAGACAACCAAAGGAUAUUGCUUUCAAUGUAAUCUACGCCAGUAUAUCGUUCAUAGCAAUACUUGGUACUCUGUGCUGUAAUGUGGCUGCGAUAUGGACGGUGCUAGCACUGAAGCGUCGGCAGAAAGCUCUCAGUGCAGCUCGAGGUCCGGGGAUAAAAGGCUACAGGAACCUGGCUCAGAGGUACGCUGAGCUGCACAUGGUGGUCAUGCUUCUAGGAGUCACUGUUGUUUUUACCUUCUGCUUCGGUCCUCUCAUGGUAAAACUCAGAUGGAAGAUCAUUUCCGUCUUCAAAUUCCUGCUGGGCAUCCAGCGCCAACCAUCUUCAGCAAGCCCAGUACACGACGGAGAUAGUCCAAUCUUCCCUCGAAGGCAACACAAGUCGGAUCAGGAAAUGUCUUGUUUAAGGUUUUGCUUUCACUGCAUGUGUGACCCUCCAGUUCAGAGAUCGUCGGUGUCAUUGGCUGCAGCUAGUACUUCCCGUGCAGGGCAGUCCAACCGCUCGCCGUCUUAUAUGAGACGUGUUGUAUCAGCAGAUUCAGUAUUACGUGUUCCUUCUAGAACUUGCAUCAUAACUCAGCCAUCACCAUCUGAGGAACUGCUUCUACAUUCCUUACCGCCUUUCAAGACGGAGGUUGUAUGUUUUGGCAUUAACGACUGUCAAGUUUCUCUGAAUGGAAUCUGA
Messenger RNA from Candidula unifasciata, 1281 nucleotides. The record is from the annotation of a GenBank genome assembly. Lineage: Eukaryota; Metazoa; Mollusca; Gastropoda; Stylommatophora; Geomitridae.